This is a messenger RNA of Toxorhynchites rutilus septentrionalis, 1737 nucleotides long. RefSeq lists its product as uncharacterized. The transcript has a single exon. NCBI's taxonomy places the organism in Eukaryota, Metazoa, Arthropoda, Insecta, Diptera, Culicidae. Gene Ontology annotation, molecular function: catalytic activity. Bases 1 to 1737 code for a protein of 578 amino acids. The record is from RefSeq and is a predicted model, not a curated record.
AUGGCAGGCAAGUAUCCAGUUUCCUCAAGAUCUCCGUACCGUGAUACUUCUCCUAGUUGCAGCAGUCAAUGUCCACAACAACCCGAACUUACCCCCACGUACCGAACACUGGGAUGCAGCCAGAUACUGAGACGCAAUUCUGCCACAAGCACCAUGGGAGCUCCUAAUCCGCCCAUCACAGUCGAGUCCUUUCAACCAGUAACCAGCAGUCGUCCCGGUCCUGUGUAUGGGAUCGGAGAAGGGGUCUUCCACCGUGCCUCUCCAGGCAAGUACCAUCGUAUUAGCAACUAUUCACUCCCUGAAAUAUCCCAUAAUCCCAGUUACGACACGCUGCCACCGGAGAAUAAUCACGACCGCGCGUCAUCGCUUCACGUCAUCGAAGGGCAUCAGCAACGCAACGUCCCCCGACAUGUAACACGUGACUCUAACCGGCUACUGAUUUACUAUCAGAACGUUCGGGGGCUGCGCACCAAAAUCGACGACUUCUUCGCAGCUGUAUCAGAAUCAUAUUAUGACAUUAUCAUUCUUACGGAGACCUGGCUAGACGACCGUAUUUUCUCUCCGCAACUGUUUGGAAACACGUUCACCGUUUAUCGUAACGAUCGUAAUUCACGUAACAGCUCCAAAUCACGCGGCGGUGGUGUUUUGAUAGCCGUCUCAUCCAUGUUAGGCGGUUUCAUUGAUCCUACUCCAGUGUGUGAUACUCUCGAACAGCUUUGGGUCAAAAUCCGGAUAGAAGGUUUGGUCGUUAGUAUCGGUGUUAUUUAUUUACCACCCGAUAAGAGAGGUGAUCUCAGAUGUAUUGAGAAGCAUAUUGAUUCCAUCGGAGCCAUCAUUUCUCAGCUUGAAGCACAGGAUGUUGCAUUUGCGUUCGGCGACUACAAUCAGUCUGGUUUAGUGUGGAAUAUCCCGUCGAAUGCUCCACCUUCUGUUGACUGCUCACGAUCACGUUUUUCGACUGCUUCCUCGGCCUUACUCGAUGGAUUCUGUUUCCAUGGUCUAACGCAGAUCAAUCCAGUGCCGAACAGGAAUGGCCGCUUGCUCGAUCUAGUGCUGGCGAAUGAUGCUGCUUUAUCGAGGUGCUCGAUCACCGAGGCUGCCGAUCCAGUUACUCCGCUCGACACCGAUCAUCCAGCACUAGAAGUUGACGUCAAUCUACCGACGCCAACUGGUUUUGAAGAUGUACCAGAUCUGACUUCCUUCAAUUUCCAGAAAGCUGAUUUCGCAGCAUUACAUCAAGCUAUAGCUCAAGUCGACUGGGAAUUUCUGGAGACUAUCGAGGAUGUGGAUGCUGCCGUUGCCAGGUUUUCUGAUGUCAUGACCCGUAUCAUCGUUGAUUGCGUUCCUGUGCGGAGGACUGCACGGAGACCAAUCUGGGGCAAUAGACGACUGGGAGAACUCAAAAGAUUGCGAUCCUCUGCUCUCCGGCGUUUCUGUAGGUUGCGCUGUCCGUUUGCUAAGCAAGAGCUGAACCGAACGAGCAACGAAUACCGUUUGUACAAUCGCUUCCUGUAUAAACAGUAUACGAGGCGUAUGCAGAAAAAUCUCCGUAGAAACCCGAAACUUUUCUGGUCCUUUGUCAACUCCAAGAGAAUGGAAAAAGGCUUGCCCGUGAACAUGUUUCUGGUGAACCACUCGGUUAACACUGCACUCGAGAAAUGCAAUCUUUUCGCUACUCACUUCAAGCGAGCAUUCAAUUACCGUUCGUCCUCCGAAAUGCAAGUUGCUGCCGUCUAA